This is a messenger RNA of Emiliania huxleyi CCMP1516, 673 nucleotides long. RefSeq lists its product as hypothetical. Lineage: Eukaryota; Haptophyta; Isochrysidales; Noelaerhabdaceae. The transcript is spliced from 2 exons. The record is from RefSeq and is a predicted model, not a curated record. The annotation marks the transcript as partial.
GGCGAAGAGCGCGGCUACUGGACCUGCCCUGGACCGGACACUGACAUUGCCUGUCCGGCCUUCGAGGUCGGGAUAAGCUGCGCUGACUUUGACCAGGUGUGCGCGAAUUGGUGCGGCCGUUGCCUCGACCACGACAUCACCCACCACACGCUCUGCCAGCUCGGGCACGACCCGGCCUUGGGGCGGGGCCCGACUCUCGGCGCUGGCAGCGAGUACCCACAGAACACCGUCGUCCGCCAUUGCUCCUGCGAAGGCCCGGAGCAACUCCCAGCGUCUGUCACUUGCCCGUACCAGAUCGCUUGCCCCGAGGGUUGCCGCUUUGCGCCGGGCCGCGAGCUCGUCGAUUCGUCGGAGGUCUACGUGGCUCACGACAAGCAUCACGACCGCAGCCUCCUCUUCGCGUCCACAAGUGGCUGUCCGGUGGGUUGCGCCGCGGAAUGAAUGAGGGCGCACGCCGAUGCAAGGUUGGGCUUCCAAGAAGUCUUGGUCAGACGUGCUCGUUAGGUCUGUUCCAGCCAGAUGUCCCCUGUUUUCUCUCUCCGAGGCCAGUGAGGUGAUCCAUCAAGUGGCUGUCGAUCUAGUAGGAUCUGCGAGUUCCUCGCCUAGUCGCGCGAGAGGGAGAGAGUCUGUGGGGCAGUCGUUAAUUUUUCUUUAGUUAGUAGUUAGUGAGUCG